This is a messenger RNA of Chironomus riparius, 629 nucleotides long. Lineage: Eukaryota; Metazoa; Arthropoda; Insecta; Diptera; Chironomidae. The record is from the annotation of a GenBank genome assembly.
AGCCUAGUUUAUUCAUAUAUUUUUAUCAACAUUUCUCACUGAAAAGUAUUUAAAUUGCUUAUAACAAGAUGACAAAUUUAUUUAUUUUGUUAACUGGAAUGCCGGGAUGUGGAAAAACGACUAUCAUUAAGCGAAUUGUAGAGGAAUUAAAGAAAAAUGGAAAUAAUAAUAUGAAAGGAUUUUAUACAGGAGAAUGUAGAGAUGCAAGUGGCGAGAGAACUGGAUUCGAUGUUCAUACACUCGAUGGAUCAUCAACAGCGCUAGCUAGAAUCAACUCACCUACAAACAAGUCAUCGAGUUAUAAAGUGGGAAAGUACAAUGUCUACGUGAGCGAUUUUGAAGCAAUGUGUAUGAAAUAUAUGGAAUCUCAUGAUGAAUCACUUCUGGUUAUAGACGAAAUUGGUAAAAUGGAACUGUUUAGCAAGAAGUUCGAGGCAGCUAUAAGAAAUUUCCUCAACAUUGAUUGUAAUUUUAAGAUCUUAGCAACAGUUCCUUUAAAAGCCAAUAUCAAUCUUAUAGAUCAGCUGAAAAAUCACAAAAAUGCGAGAUUAUUUCACAUCACAAAAUCUAAUCGUGAUGAAAUUUAUACUGAAAUUUAUGAUGCUUUACAAGAUAUGCUAGCAAAUUAG